AUGAAGCAAUUUUUCAAGAAAUCCAACGAUCGAAUUAGAAUAGCAGUUGAUGAAACACUUGAAAAAGCAGGAGCAAAGAAAAUAGAAGAGGUUCCCGAUUAUAUUGAGAGAAAUAACACUUUAAUUUUCAUUGAACAACAUGCAAAGAACAUUCAGAAGUCCUUAACAUGCUUUACAGCAUCUCUUAAGAAUCUAGCUGAUUCACAGAAGGAAACAGCAAACUCAUACUCAGAAGCAUUUGAAAAUUCAGAGGAUGAUCUCCAUGAAAUGUCAGAACAGCUCAAAAAUGUUGCUGGUGAUGUCGAAAACAUUACAAAAGAGAUAAGCACACAGAUUCCACAACAGGUUAUUAAACCUUUGGAAGAUUUAUUGCAAGAAAUCCAAAGAAUACACCAACUCUCUGCAGAACGCCGCAAAUGCUUUAUCCUUAAUAAGAACGCCCAAAAUAAGUUUGUUAAAGCCCAAGAAAAAGGCAAAAAUACCGAAUCUCGCGGUCAAGAACUUGUAUCUAAAAAAGCCGACUACGACAAAGCCCACGAGACAUACAUAAAAGCUGUUGAUGAUCUAAAUUUGCGGAAGAAUGACAUAUUCUCACAAACUUUCAAAGAUUCAUCAGCUUUGAUCGGAAAAGUUGUCACGCAAAUCAGCAAAAACUAUCACGAUGACUUCCCUUCAUCCCCUGUUGAUACUUCUGAAUGUAAUUUCCCACCUUUGUAA
Molecule: messenger RNA, 717 nt
Organism: Trichomonas vaginalis G3
Lineage: Eukaryota; Parabasalia; Trichomonadida; Trichomonadidae
Product: BAR/IMD domain-like family
Exons: 1
Coding region: 1-717 (238 amino acids)
Source: RefSeq, a predicted model, not a curated record